Molecule: messenger RNA, 2142 nt
Organism: Fusarium coffeatum
Lineage: Eukaryota; Fungi; Ascomycota; Sordariomycetes; Hypocreales; Nectriaceae
Exons: 1
Coding region: 1-2142 (713 amino acids)
Source: RefSeq, a predicted model, not a curated record
AUGAACGACCCCAAGCCGGCCGAGAUAGUUUCUCAAUUCAACAACUUUUGCGAACGAUGGAUCUCUAAAGCACACCCACCUCAAUCCCCGAAAGAGAGCUACUUGAUAAAGUUCAAUGAUGCAGCCAAACGUUGCAAAGAUGCAUAUCGCACAUGGGAACAGGAAGGUAUCGAUAGCCCAUCAGCAGGUGGACUAGAUCAUAUGCUUGCUUGUGGAGAGGAUCUUAAAAGGGUCAAAGAUCAGAAGGAGACUGUGGAUCAACAAGAGAUUGAGUACCAGCACAAGUACAAGGACGUUGAGAAGUUCAUGGUGCAGGAUCUCAUGAACACACUUGGUCGGUUGAUUCCCAGGCAUCUUAUCGCCGAGUGGCUAGCCGAACAACCAGCGCCGAUGGACGAUGAGCCUCCUCCUGCCAACAUCGAAUCCGACAUUCAGUCUCCGCUCUUGUCUAGUGAGGAUCAGCAACCAGCUCUAGACACAAGUACGACAACCCCGCCACCUCACCGUGCGUACGAAGCAAAUCAGUCAAUCGAGGUUGUUCCAUUCAGAGGAGGCGAGACCCAGCAAGAUGUGAAAACACAAAAGCGAGCCAUGUCACCAAACCCUGAACAGCCUACGACGAACAAGCGUCGACGUCCCGAGUCUUCUGUGUCCUUGACCGACAGGACGAUCGAGUUUGAUGAAGUAUAUCAGCAUGGUAGAGCCACGAAAAAGUUUGUCAUAGAGUUCUAUAAGGGUGGUUAUUAUGUGGUGGAGUGCGAACAGCACAACAAGGUGUUCGCUACUAAGAGUCCGUUGAACGGCGCCAGAAGCCAUCUCAAAGGCUCAUCUCACCCGGACUCGUCCCCAACAACUGAGACGGCCAUCAGAUUGUUCGGAAGGGUGGUGCUUAGCUGCGACGAGGGUCUCAUGGAAUUGAACAAUUCUGUAGCUCUCAGGCCUUCGUAUGACGAGCAGGGCCAUCCGGAUAGUGAAUUCUAUCCUCCAGAGGAUCUGACAGAUUACCCGUUCAAUUCUCCACAAACUCGGUAUUCCCAGAGUGUCCUUGCCCCUCGGGUUGACCCUCAGCCUGGAGAGGUGUACACUGCAUUUUGGCCAAAGGAUAAACGUCACUACGCUAUUCUUAUCCUUCCAUGGGAUAACUUUCGCGCAUUGGGCAUUCCAGGAUGGGAAGGGUCGUCGCUGGAGGAUACACCACAUCUCAAGUUCCCUGAUGAAAUCCCAGCGUCCUGCGAAUACGAUCCUUGCACAGGUGCCGUGGGGUUCGCCGAUGCUUACAAGCUUGGCGGGACACAGGCAGCUCAGCGAGAGUAUCCAAUUAUGUACUUUGAUGCGGUCGAGUACCCGUGGAAAUGCAAUUAUGGAUGGGUCCCCGUUACCGAGAUGUGUCGGUACGAUCCUAGCGAUAGUAGUAUCCCCCACAAGCGCCAAGUUGAUGAGUUUCUGCUCAAUUACAAGAACUAUCAAGCCGGCAUCACUCGAACUACUGACUCAAACGAUGAGACCCUUCCCGAUGGAUCCGAUGAUACGAAUCACAGUUCUCCCGAAGUUGAACAAUCUGGUUUGUUCGUCGAUGACAAUACCCUUACUUCGAAGCGUGAUUCAGUUUGCGGGUCAGAGGGUGAGUUCGCGGAGCACCUCGAGCAGGAGUCCGUGAAGCCAGAUAUCGCUGCACCCGCCAGGGUCCCUUCUCCCGAGCCCAAUAACCGUCCGAUGAAACAGAAAAUCAUGUCGACUGAUCAAGAGCGCACUCGUGCGGUUGACGAGAAGCCGCCCACCAAACGACGAGUUCAUCGCCGAAGCAAUGAUCACUACUCGCCCGAACCUAGGAAUCCGAGGGAAGAGAUCGACAACCGGCCCUACGAGACUUGGAGCGAGUCGAAGCGUCGUGAUUCAGGGCUUGGGCUCGAGAGGGAAUGGAAUCACCAUGACUCUUCCAUUCCGCCAACUCCUAGAGCACAGUAUGCCCCAAUGGGACCGACCCCGAAUGGGCUUCAGCAGAUCUCAAAGCCGACUUCAUCAAUUGUCACACCUUCCACUGGCACGCGACCACCUACUGGCCCAAAGGCCCAUUUGAACCGGGACAGAAGCCGAUUGGCCAAGAGGGGAGGACUAUCACAUUUUAUGCCACGACGCCGCUAG